ACGGCAAAACAUUGAGCUACACAACUCAGAGCUCAAAACUCUCUCUUGUUCAAAAGCAUAUCUAUUGCAACGUGGUAGCUCUAGCAGUGAUGGGGUUAGAGGGGAAGGAGGCUUCGUCGACGUUUAUGAGGGAUUUCCUUGACAAGUGUGGUGGCUGCGCCGUCAUAGAUGGUGGAUUUGCCACUGAGCUUGAACGUCACGGUGCAGACCUCAACGACCCUCUUUGGAGUGCCAAAUGCCUUAUUAAUUCCCCGCAUCUUGUCCGAAGGGUUCACCUAGAUUACCUUGACGCAGGAGCAAACAUAAUAAUAACAGCAUCUUAUCAGGCCACUAUUCAGGGUUUUGAGGCCAAAGGGUUCUCUAGAGAAGAAGGUGAAGCUAUGCUUAGAAGAAGUGUGGAACUUGCACGUGAGGCUCGAGAAAUUUAUUAUGAUAGGUGUACCAAAGAUUCUUCUGACUUUAUGAGAGAUGAAAGCUAUUGGAAACGUCCCAUUUUAAUUGCAGCCUCUGUGGGAAGUUAUGGGGCCUAUUUGGCUGACGGCUCUGAAUAUAUAGGAGACUAUGGUGAUGCAGUUACAGUCCAGACACUAAAAGAUUUUCACAGGGAAAGGGUAAAGAUUCUUGUUGACGCAGGUGCUGACUUAAUUGCCUUUGAAACAAUUCCAAAUAAGCUGGAGGCAAAGGCUUAUGCUGAACUUCUCGAGGAAGAAGGCAUAGAAAUUCCUGCGUGGUUUUCUUUUAGUUGUAAGGAUGAAAGCAAUGUUGCUAGUGGUGAAUCUAUCUCAGAGUGUGCUUCAAUAGCUGAUUCAUGCAGACAAGUCGUUGCAAUUGGAGCCAACUGUACUGCUCCUAGAUUUAUUCAUGGAUUGAUUUCAUCUAUUACAAAGGCAACAAGUAAACCAGUACUUGUAUAUCCCAACAGUGGAGAGACUUAUAUUGCUGAGAGCAACCAAUGGGUGAAAUCAAGUCGAGGAGCAGAGGAAGAUUUUGUCCCCUAUAUAGGCAAGUGGCGUGAUGCUGGGGCUUCCCUUUUUGGUGGCUGCUGCAGGACUACUCCCAAUACUAUCAGAGGCAUAGCUCAGGCAAUAUAUGCGGAAAAGUUAUAGGCAAAUGUAUAUAAUUGAAGUAUGCUUUUGUAAAUUAACAGAAACCUCCCUGAACGGGGCAUACCAAGGGAAGUUUGUAAAAGAAAAGUCAAGGCACAAUGUUAUGCUUUUAGAGAAUUUGUGUAAAAUUUCAAAAUAUAAGAAAUGGAUAUGUUUGUUUGAGUAAAAUAAAAUACAUGGAAUAAACACAACAGCACCUUAACUUAGUAU
Messenger RNA from Gastrolobium bilobum, 1316 nucleotides. RefSeq names its product homocysteine S-methyltransferase 3. The transcript has 7 exons. Lineage: Eukaryota; Viridiplantae; Streptophyta; Magnoliopsida; Fabales; Fabaceae. Gene Ontology annotation, molecular function: zinc ion binding; S-adenosylmethionine-homocysteine S-methyltransferase activity. The record is from RefSeq and is a predicted model, not a curated record. The coding region runs from base 90 to 1106 and encodes 338 amino acids. Gene Ontology annotation, biological process: S-methylmethionine cycle.